Molecule: messenger RNA, 789 nt
Organism: Copidosoma floridanum
Lineage: Eukaryota; Metazoa; Arthropoda; Insecta; Hymenoptera; Encyrtidae
Gene: Gr10
Product: gustatory receptor 10
Biological process (GO): G protein-coupled receptor signaling pathway
Cellular component (GO): plasma membrane
Molecular function (GO): neuropeptide Y receptor activity
Source: RefSeq, a predicted model, not a curated record
AUGGCUGUAACCAAAGCAGUGACGGCGAUUACUACAGAAAUGUGGGGGAAGGAAGAGCUUGUAUCGACCCUGGGCUCGCAACAGCAAACCAGAAAUAAUAGCCUAUAUAGACUUCAAAUGGCUAAGGUGAUAAAAGACUUUUAUGACAGCUUUGAUGAUACCAAUUACGUCUUAAUUGUGCUUUACAUCGUGAUUAUAGCACUUGCCUUGAUUUCAAACAUACUAGUUAUCAUUGUUGUAUUUAAAUAUCAGUAUAUGCGCAGUGUUACAAACUAUUUUGUCGUCAAUUUGUCAGUGGCUGAUUUAUUAGUGACCAUAAUAUGUAUGCCGAUGUCAAUCAGUCAAGCUGUAACUAUCAUAUGGGUGUAUGGUGAACUAAUGUGCAAGCUUUUCUACUAUCUUCAAGGAGUAGCAGUUGCAGCAUCAGUAUUUACCUUUACAACAAUGAGUAUUGAUAGAUAUCUAGCCAUAAGAAGUCCUAUAGGUUUUAGACAGAGGUUUAAUCGUAAGGUUACAAUAAUUAUCAUUGGAGUUCUAUGGGCGGUGUCUCUUAGUAUAUUCAUUCCAGUUCUUAAAUUAGUUAUACUUAGAAAUGUAAGUGCAGAAUUGUGGAACAUAACGCUAACAAGCCCAGAUGUUAAUGGAGAAAUUUUAGAGGUACUAAAACCUCCAAACUACUACGUUUGCUUAGAGGACUUUGAAUCUCUUGGAGUUGACAGCUACAUUUUCGGUGUUGGAUAUUUUACGUGUGUUUAUGCUAUUCCAGGUAAACUGCACAUCAGGUCUUAA